AUGGUCUACGGCUGCGGGAAUCGAUGCGUGAAGCUGCUCUUCUUCCUCGUCAACCUCCUAAUUUGCAUCUUCGGGGCCCUGGUCUUCGGUUUCUCGCUAUGGGCCAACAUUGACAAGAAUUUCUCCCAACACCUCUCCGAUUUCAUAAAAAAUAUCGAUCAGGGCAAGGAGCACCAUAUUGAUGAUAUUGCUAAGUACCAAGCCAGUCUCUGGGUACUCGUCGGUGUCGGCAUUAUCCUAUUCAUGGUCGGAUUCCUGGGAUGCUGCGGAGCUGCCUGUGAGAGCCCCGUCUUGCUGUCGCUGUUCUUCUUCAUCGUCGUCAUCUGCACUAUCCUCGAGCUGGCCGCCACCAUCUUUGCCCUCGUGAACAAAGAGAAAUUUGUAUCUUCACUUGGACAGGUAAUGGACAAGUGCGGUUCCGAGGCACAACUCCGCCCGGCCCUCAAGCCCAUCCAGGAGGUGUUCCACUGCUGCGGAGCCACCGCCGCCACCAAGCAGCUGUUCAUCGACGAGGGAUUCUGCCCUGGUGCUUUGGCGCAGAAGUCCGAUUGCUUCGACGUUCUACAGCGUGAAAUCGAAGAAUCUGGCGAGACCAUCGUCGUCAUCGCCUUCAUCCUAGUGGCUGUGCAAAUCGCGUCACUGUUCUUCUCGUGUGUCCUUUGCAGGGCUUCUCGUGAAGUCCGAUACGCCGGAUAUUAUGCU
This is a messenger RNA of Mesorhabditis spiculigera, 702 nucleotides long. Lineage: Eukaryota; Metazoa; Nematoda; Chromadorea; Rhabditida; Rhabditidae. The record is from the annotation of a GenBank genome assembly.